Messenger RNA from Aphanomyces invadans, 793 nucleotides. RefSeq lists its product as hypothetical. The annotation marks the transcript as partial. Gene Ontology annotation, biological process: resolution of meiotic recombination intermediates. Gene Ontology annotation, cellular component: nucleus. The transcript has 9 exons. The record is from RefSeq and is a predicted model, not a curated record. Gene Ontology annotation, molecular function: nucleic acid binding; DNA helicase activity; ATP binding. NCBI's taxonomy places the organism in Eukaryota, Oomycota, Saprolegniomycetes, Saprolegniales, Verrucalvaceae.
AUGAACUGCGUGCAAGAGCAAGCGCUACCUGCGGCGUUCAAUUCAAAUGGAAAUCUCGUCGUGAGCAGUCCCACUGGGUCGGGGAAAACGUCCAUCUUUGAAGCUGCCUUCCUUCGCCACUGGAAGGAACAGCGCCAGCACAAUGCUACUUCGACCUCGGGGGUGGUGUUAUACCUCGCUCCGGUCAAGUCACUGCUGCACGAAAGAAAACUCAAUUGGAGUAAACGCUUCAAACCACUUGACAUAACUUUUCUCGACCUGCAUGACCUGGCGUUUGAAGACUUGCAAAGUAUUAUGAAGCACGACGUACUCCUCAGCACACCGGAAAAGUGGGACGUUUUGACUCGAAGCUCACUGGAAUUGCUUGGCUGUGUGGGUUUGCUCUUGGUGGAUGAAGUUCAUCAUAUUGCCGAUGGUGUACGAGGGGCUACGUUGGAAGCCGUGAUCACUCGAAUGUUGUACUGCAGCAGAAUCACUUUCAACCAGAAUCAUAGAGCUCCACUGACAACAUUGCGAAUUGUUGCCGCAUCGGCAACAUUUCCAAACAUCAACGACAUUGGUACAUGGAUCGGGUGUAAACAGGACAUGAUAUUCGAGUUUGGUCCGCAAUAUCGUCCAGUUCCCUUGGAACUUCAUGUCCUUGGCUUUAAGUCGUUUGGAAAUGAUUAUCUCUUUGAAACACAAUUGGAUCAAAAAGUUCCUGAUGUGUUGACAAAAUACUCCAAUGGAAAGCCUGCGCUAAUAUUUUGUGCAUCGCGAAAGGCAUCCAUUGAAUUGGCCAAAAUGCUCGUGA